UACAUAUAUACUUGAUUUUUUUUCCCGCUCACAGCCCACAUGACUGCGCGCCGUUUUCCAUCCACCGCGUUGCCGGACGCCUUGUCGCUGCCGUCGCGGAUCUCAAGUAGGAAGCUCUGAAAGCGAGUAGACUGCCUGCUUUCAGUUCUAAAUGAAGUAACGUGGGGAAACGAGCUUCAGUUUGCGGAUUGAAAGCCGCUGAAGAUGGAGAGUGUUCAACGCUUGUUUGUGUUUGCCGUGAUCAUAGGUUGGGCGCUGACAGUGGUGGACGCGAAGAAGUACAAAAGGGCACAGGAUGAGCAGGACAACCCGACAGAUCAAGUUGUCAAGAACAAAUGCUGGCUGAAGCCCGACCACCGACGCUGCUCGGACUAUGUGCCACGCUGGUACUACGACACAACGUACUUGCUUUGCAAGCAGUACCUGUACGGUGGCUGCGGCGGAAGAGAUGCUAAUGCAUUUAAGACCCACGACGAGUGCAUGAGGUACUGCACGUUCGAGGUUCCCGAAGUAGGAGGACAUUCCGGUGGUCAAGGUGGCCGGCAGCGAGGCGCCAAUCGUGGCUGAGGCACGGACUUCAAGCUCGGGCUACAGCUUGUGUUUUAUGGUAGAUAUGUUAAGCUUUGUGCUGGUGCAUAUUAAAGAAUAAAUUCUGGCCCCGA
Messenger RNA from Dermacentor andersoni, 662 nucleotides. RefSeq names its product kunitz-type serine protease inhibitor C4-like. The record is from RefSeq and is a predicted model, not a curated record. Gene Ontology annotation, molecular function: serine-type endopeptidase inhibitor activity. NCBI's taxonomy places the organism in Eukaryota, Metazoa, Arthropoda, Arachnida, Ixodida, Ixodidae.